Molecule: messenger RNA, 4027 nt
Organism: Struthio camelus australis
Lineage: Eukaryota; Metazoa; Chordata; Aves; Struthioniformes; Struthionidae
Source: RefSeq, a predicted model, not a curated record
AAAGAGAGGAGGAGAAACGGUCUCCUUCUUGCGAAGGAGAAAGUCUUUUUCUGGCCCAUGCAGGAUUGUUUAACAUUCGAAGUAAUCUGCACCCAAACUGUAUGUGUGUCAGAGAACGUUUCGGAACUUCUCAGUACUGACUGGUGGCCAAAUUGCUUGCAGAAUGGCAUCUUUGAAUGUUUAGAGCCAACACAUUAUCAGCCAAACCGAAGCCACAAGAGGAAGCAAGAGUGUUUGAGAAGGCUCCCAGCAUCUCAUGAAUGAACUAACGGAACUCGAUAAUGCUGGUUCUCCAGAGCCAGGUCUGCGGCUCAGGAAAGGACACAUGUCUAGCACUGCAACGCACUCGGACGUUGAAGAGGACAGCUCUGAGCAGAGGCUUCUUCUAGUGGAGCCAUCUCUGUCUUCUGACCAGGAAAAUAGUUCUGAGGAUAAUAACCACAAUAAUGAAUCCCCUCAAGAAGAUGAAGGGUUUAUGGGUAUGUCACCUCUUCUACAAGCCCACCAUGCUAUGGAGAGAAUGGAAGAAUUUGUGUGCAAGGUGUGGGAGGGCCGAUGGAGAGUCAUUCCGCACGAUGUUCUGCCUGACUGGCUAAAGGACAACGACUACUUGCUGCAUGGACACAGACCGCCCAUGCCUUCCUUUCGGGCUUGUUUCAAGAGUAUCUUCAGAAUACACACAGAGACUGGUAACAUCUGGACACAUCUUCUAGGAUGUGUGUUCUUCCUGUGUCUGGGAAUCUUCUACAUGUUCCGGCCAAACAUGUCCUUUGUAGCACCUGUGCAGGAGAAAGUAGUUGUUGGAUUGUUCUUUCUGGGAGCCAUACUUUGCCUCUCCUUCUCAUGGCUCUUCCACACAGUUUAUUGCCACUCGGAAGGUGUUUCUCGGCUCUUCUCCAAGCUGGAUUAUUCUGGCAUUGCACUUCUCAUUAUGGGCAGCUUUGUACCGUGGCUGUACUACUCCUUCUAUUGCAACCCACAGCCUUGCUUCAUCUACUUGAUUGUGAUUUGUGUCCUGGGCAUUGCAGCCAUAAUUGUCUCACAGUGGGACAUGUUUGCAACCCCUCAAUACCGGGGUGUAAGGGCAGGAGUAUUUCUAGGUCUGGGUCUUAGUGGGGUUAUUCCCACCCUGCACUUUGUCAUCUCUGAGGGGCUCCUGAAGGCAGCCACAAUGGGGCAAAUAGGCUGGCUGGCACUCAUGGCAUGCCUGUACAUCACUGGUGCUGCACUAUAUGCUGCCCGCAUCCCGGAGAGAUUCUUCCCUGGCAAGUGUGAUAUCUGGUUCCACUCCCAUCAGCUGUUUCACGUCUUUGUAGUGGCUGGUGCUUUUGUGCAUUUCCACGGAGUUUCAAACCUUCAGGAGUUCCGUUUCACGGUUGGAGGAGGCUGCACAGAAGAAGAGGGAAUGCAGUAAAACCAGCCUUCAGCCCAAGAUCGUAACCAAAACAAUACCGCAAGCGCGGUUGAAGCAUACUGGUUAGCAAAAUGAAUACCUAAGAAGAAUCCAAGUUUCAGCUGAUGGAGCCUGGACCUUCAUGGGGAUUCUGACUAACCAAGAUAAAUUCUAUACCUCAAGCAAUGGAAUGAAUCAAUUUGAAGACCAGGAAAUUCUGAAGCCCUAAUUUAUUCUUGGGAUCUACAAAUUGAGCUACAGAGGACCCUUUCCAAAUCGGCUUCUGUUCAAUGCCAUAUUUAUUUGUAGAUGUUGGGAGGGAUAGCUUAGCAGUUUCCUUUUUUUUUUUUUUUUUUUUUUUUUUUAAAUCAAUCUUAAAUUUAUAUCCUCUUGGAGGGUUUGGGAUUUGAUUUUAGAUGCUCUUUUGGGAGAAAAAGAAAUUGUAAAUAAGAUUUCUAACUUUCUGUUUAAAUAAAAUUUAUAUAAAUGUUUUAAACAAUGGGUGGGGGGAGAAGGGGUUUUUGUAAAGAAUGCAACAUGCAAGUACCACACACUGUUUCAAUUUUGCACAAAAUAAAUGACUGCAGGAGGACCAGGUAAAAUUCCCAGGAGUGAGGUAUGUUGUCCCUGCAGAUAUUUCCUGGUAACCAACAUGCCCUGGGCAAUGUGGGGUCCUCGCAGCACUUGCAGUAUGCGUGCACAAGGGUUGUGAAGGCUGGAUUAAUCAAGUUGUUGUUUGGGUCAGCGUUAGCAAGUUUAUUUACUCAAGGAACUCAAAAGGUAAACCUGAGCCCUGCCCAAGCGUGUGGGACCACUGCCUUCCAAGCUUGCUUGGCCUAUGUGGUUUUGGAUAAUGGAGCCUACAGUAAGUUGUUUUGGUUCUUACCAUAUGAAUUGGAGCAUGAUGGGAUAACUGCGUGUGGAAUGGCAAACAGACCGACUCCAUCAGUGCCUGUCUACACCCAAAGGACCCAGCUGAGUACAUGGUUGCUGUCUGUGGGCCUGCCCUGUUUUGUCUGAAAAAAUGAUGGUAAUGCACUUGUCAAAAGAUAGUUGAGCAUGUGAGAGGAAACAGAGAUGAGGUUAAGAUUGACUGGAAAGAAGAAGCAGUGUGCUCCAAGACUUGGAGUUAGCAGUUACUGCAGACCUCAAGCACAUUACCUUCUCAUGUGUCAGGCUCCAUAUGCCAAGGGGUUUUGCAGGUUUUUCUUUUUAAGAGAAAAAUCCACAGUCAGCCCAAUGUGGUUCCUUUCCUUUCUCCUUUUUCUUUUUUGUUCUUAAGGUCUGCUUCCCAUCUGUGCUUUAGCAAUGGGAUUGCUGAUAUUUCUUAAACUCUAAAGUAGAGUUCAGUUGGAUUGUUGUGGAGCAGAUACACCCCCUAUGUAAGGGGACGUAUAUAGCUUUCUCUUGUUUAAUUGAUGUAGCUUGAUCUUUGGAGCCCAGUCAGAAGCCAGACUGAAGGAGAAUCUUCGGAGUCAUUAGAUGAAACUUGAACGUUUUGUUUGUUAUGGCACAGCUAUUGCUUGGAGUGUUUCGUUGGAAAUUCAGAGCAAUUACCUCUCUUGUAGAUGAGUUAAACAGCUCAUAAAAUGCUUUAGUUCACAAAGCAGGAAGGUAAAGGUGCGUGGGUUUUUUUCUUUUUUUUUUCUUUCAGACUCCUGCAAGUUUAAAUUUUCAUCCUUCAAGGAAAAAAAUGUGAAUUGCAACGAUCUUCCAGUACCCUGGAUAUCACUGAGUGUUUCAGGGAGUUCCUUUGCAAAAUGAGUAAAAUAGAAGCAGAAUGCCUUCCUAAAAUUUACUGGAUAUUAAGACUUCACCCUGAAUAGAAUCCUUUUAAAGCCUUUGAAAGCAAGGCCAGCUGCAGAAAGAGGUACUGCAGCAGUGGCUGUAAGCUAGAGGGAUGUGUUCUCAGUCAGAUCACUACACUGGAUGCCAGUAGGCCGGAAGAAGGUUAUCGUUGGUCUGUGUGGUACUAAAAUGAAAUAGAGAGCAGUAUUAACUGGAUGCGAGGGCUAAUCAGCACUGGCAUCUCUGACAAAAAUAUAAAGAGUUGCCUGGCAGGAAAUAUGCUGUUAUCUGAGAAAAGUAUGGUACGUAUCGGAAGCAGACUUGUCUGUAAGGCGCUUUGGGAUACCUCUGUAUCAGUACCAGCAGAAGUGGCAGUCUCCAUCCUGGAUCAUCCCACACUCGCUCCCUGAAGGGUGAUUGUAACCUGGUCCUAACAGCACAGAACUAUUACAAAAACACAGUACUCCACCUGCUAUUCGUAACCCAAUCAGUCUCUCUGUUUGUGUGUUCCAAUAAAAAACAACCUAGCUGUGCACUUUUCUGUAGCUCUUGCUGAGAACUCUUCCCAGGUUGGCACCUGAAUGCCUUACUCUCAGCGGUCAGAGGCUUGCUUGCUCUGUGUGCAGGUUAUUGCCAUAGAAUAGUUAGGACCUACAGCUUCUUUCCUUCCCCAUUAAAUAGUGGCCUUGUUCAGUAUAUUUCUUUUUAAAAAUUGCUUACUGUUGGAAGCAAUGAAGCACAUUCUGGGGUUUUGAUGGUUGGGGACUCUGGUGAUGGUUCCAUAUAAGAUGGGAUCUUAUUACUUGCUGUAUUCUUAACUUCUGCUAAUAAAAGAACCAAAUGGAA